Messenger RNA from Musca vetustissima, 650 nucleotides. RefSeq names its product geminin (gene geminin). NCBI's taxonomy places the organism in Eukaryota, Metazoa, Arthropoda, Insecta, Diptera, Muscidae. Gene Ontology annotation, cellular component: nucleus. The transcript has a single exon. Gene Ontology annotation, biological process: negative regulation of cell cycle; negative regulation of DNA replication. The record is from RefSeq and is a predicted model, not a curated record. Bases 12 to 650 code for a protein of 212 amino acids.
AUUUUGUGAAAAUGUCUAACAUUGCUGCAAAGAAAGUCUUCAUCCAGAUCGAGUCGGCGGCCGAACAGCAGGAAAAUCUAAAGAAUCAACGGAAAACCCUGAAAGUGUUGCAGGGGGUAGCCACCGAUAAGGAAAACUUAACUGGACGUCCACAAAUAGACAAGCUGAGUCGCCUUAAAGCAGCCACCGAGACCACAUUGUCUGCCAGCACAGACUAUGCGAAACGUAAGAAGGUCGAGACACGAGUUGCUGAGACUCAAACGAGUCCCAAUAAAUCAUCCAACAACAAAGACGAAACGACGUCGUCGAAGAAAAUCACCGCCGAAGACCUAAUUGGUGAGGCCAAACCGGGUGAACAUUAUUGGGAACGUUUGGCUGAGAAACGUCGCGAAGCCUUGGAACAGAGCCUUGAAGAAAAUCAACGUCUCUAUGAACGUAUUGAAGGUUUGGAAGAGGAAUUGAACACUUCGCGCCAACAAUUGGAAGAAGCCAAACAUUUGGUGUCUGUUCUUACGGAGAUGCUGAAUGAACCCGAAGGUGACGAAGAAGGUGAGGAAAUUGAAGAAAAAGAUCAAACAGAAUCGAAUGAGGAUAAUUCUUCGGAUGAUUCAAAUGAUGCGACACCGACCAAAGGAGGGAAUAACAACUAA